Molecule: messenger RNA, 251 nt
Organism: Racocetra persica
Lineage: Eukaryota; Fungi; Glomeromycota; Glomeromycetes; Diversisporales; Gigasporaceae
Source: the annotation of a GenBank genome assembly
AACAAAGUUUGGAGUAUCGAUUGUCUGUCUUCCCUGAUGGCAUCCCUGUUUUAAGUAUUGAGGCACUUUCUACUUUCGGUUGGUCUAGGUAUGCACAUGUAAGUUUAGGAAUGGAAUCUUUUGGCUCUUCCGGUCCUUACAAAGAAUUGUAUAAAAAAUAUGGAUUUACUCCUGAGAAUACUGCGGCUAAGGCCAAGAAGGUUAUAGAAUUUUAUAAGAACCAUUCUGCUCCUUCACUUAUCAAAGCGUGA